Lipotes vexillifer (Yangtze River dolphin) is the source of this 2137-nucleotide messenger RNA. It is a transcript of the gene NEK8, whose product is annotated as NIMA related kinase 8. Gene Ontology annotation, molecular function: ATP binding; protein kinase activity. Lineage: Eukaryota; Metazoa; Chordata; Mammalia; Artiodactyla; Lipotidae. Gene Ontology annotation, biological process: animal organ morphogenesis; protein phosphorylation. Gene Ontology annotation, cellular component: cilium. The record is from RefSeq and is a predicted model, not a curated record. The transcript has 15 exons. Bases 41 to 2137 code for a protein of 698 amino acids.
UGAGUUUUAGGGUUCCGGAAAUGUGACUCUGAGAAAUGAGAUGGAGAAGUACGAGCGGAUCCGAGUGGUGGGCAGAGGUGCCUUCGGGAUUGUUCACCUGUGCCUUCGCAAGGCUGACCAGAAGCUGGUAAUCAUCAAGCAGAUCCCAGUGGAGCAGAUGACCAAGGAAGAGAGGCAGGCAGCCCAGAAUGAGUGCCAGGUCCUCAAGCUGCUCAACCAUCCCAAUGUCAUUGAGUACUACGAGAACUUCCUGGAGGACAAGGCUCUCAUGAUCGCCAUGGAAUAUGCACCAGGUGGCACCCUGGCUGAGUUCAUCCAGAAGCGCUGUAAUUCCCUGCUGGAGGAGGAGACCAUCCUGCACUUCUUUGUGCAGAUCCUGCUGGCGCUGCAUCACGUGCACACCCACCUCAUCCUGCACCGGGACCUCAAGACCCAAAACAUCCUUCUAGACAAACACCGCAUGGUCGUCAAGAUUGGUGACUUCGGCAUCUCCAAGAUCCUUAGCAGCAAGAGCAAGGCCUACACGGUGGUGGGUACUCCAUGCUACAUUUCCCCUGAACUGUGUGAGGGCAAGCCCUACAACCAGAAGAGUGACAUCUGGGCCCUGGGCUGUGUCCUAUAUGAGCUGGCCAGCCUCAAGAGGGCCUUUGAGGCUGCGAACCUGCCAGCGCUGGUGCUGAAGAUCAUGAGCGGCACCUUUGCGCCCAUCUCUGACCGGUACAGCCCUGAGCUGCGCCAGCUGGUUCUGAGUCUCCUCAGCCUGGAGCCUGCACAGCGGCCACCGCUCAGCCACAUCAUGGCGCAGCCCCUCUGCAUCCGGGCGCUCCUCAACCUCCACACCGACCUGGGCAGCGUCCGCAUGCGGAGGGCAGAGAAGCCCCUGGCCACCGGGCCACCCAUGGCCCCCGGCAGCACAGGGGGCAGGACCACCAGUGGCCGUUGCAGAGGUGUUCCCCGGGGACCUGCCCGGCCGGCCAUUCCGCCGCCCCUGUCAUCGGUGUACGUGUGGGGUGGCGGGCUCAGUGUGCCGCUGCGGCUGCCAAUGCUCAACACAGUGGUGGUCCAGGUGGCAGCGGGGCGCACGCAGAAGGCUGGCGUCACGCGCUCCGGGCGCCUCAUACUUUGGGAGGCCCCGCCGCUAGGCGCUGGAGGGGGCCCCCUCCUCCCUGGGGCGGUGGAGCAGCAGCAGCCCCAGUUCAUCUCCCGUUUCCUGGAGGGCCAGUCGGGUGUGACUAUCAAGCAUGUGGCCUGUGGGGACCUCUUCACGGCCUGCCUGACUGACCGAGGCAUCAUCAUGACCUUUGGCAGUGGCAGCAAUGGGUGCCUAGGCCAUGGCAGCCUCAAUGACAUCAGCCAGCCCACCAUUGUGGAGGCCCUGCUGGGCUAUGAGAUGGUGCAGGUGGCCUGUGGGGCGUCUCAUGUGCUGGCCUUGUCCACUGAGCGAGAACUAUUUGCCUGGGGCCGUGGAGAUGGUGGCCGGCUGGGACUAGGCACCAGGGAGUCCCACAGCUGCCCCCAGCAGGUACCCGUGCCCCCAGGACAGGAAGCCCAGCGGGUUGUAUGUGGCAUUGACUCCUCCAUGAUCCUCACUGUGCCUGGCCAAGCCCUGGCCUGUGGGAGCAACAGGUUCAACAAGCUGGGCCUGGACCAUCUCUCCCUAGGGGAGGAGCCUGCCCCACACCAGCAAGUGGAGGAGGCCCUGAGCUUCACACCACUAGGUUCUGCACCCCUGGACCGGGAGCCCCUGCUGAGCGUGGACCUGGGCACUGCUCAUUCAGCUGCUGUAACUGCCUCUGGUGACUGCUAUACAUUCGGCAGCAAUCAGCAUGGGCAGUUGGGUACCAUCGCUCGCCGGGUCAGCCGGGUACCUUGUCAAGUCCAAGGCCUCCAGGGAAUCAAGAUAGCAAUGGUGGCCUGUGGGGAUGCCUUCACUGUGGCCAUUGGGGCAGAAAGUGAAGUGUACUCUUGGGGCAAAGGGGCCCGAGGUCGACUGGGAAGGAGGGAUGAGGAUGCUGGACUCCCUAGGCCAGUGCAGCUGGAUGAGACACACCCCUACACAGUGACUUCUGUGUCCUGUUGCCAUGGAAACACUCUCCUGGCUAUCCGCCCCGCCACAGAUGAGCCAGUCCCCCCUUGA